CUCUCUUGUUCUCCUAUCUCCCAGGUCACUCUCCAAGGCCCUGAGGCCUAAGGACACUGCACAGGCCGAAAAGCCCACACUUCAAUGGCCAGUUCGAACGUCUGGUCUGACUUUGACGCUUUGCGACAUAACGUCAAGUCCAACACGGUUGAACGUCUCAAACAGAUCCUCACGGGCUUCAACGAAGAGUGCUUCGCCAACUGCACGAAGUCGGGCAAGAAACAGGACCUCAUUGACCGCAUCACAAACGAAAUGGAGGCAUGGAGGGCGAACAACAGUGUAGACAAAUGGGUGAAGGGGCGGGCGAUAAUCAACCAAGUACGAUCUACAGGCUGCUACACACCGCAACGGUCAGCCGAGCACUCAUACCCUGCCCCUCCGUCGGGCCAUGCAUACCCAGUGGGCGCAAAUCAUAGCAGCUACCCAUCUGGUACCUCUAGUUCUGGUACCAUCCCGCGAUACGACCCUUAUGCACCUCCGCGCCGGCCAAACGUACCCCCUGCAUCCUCUGCUGCGACUGCAGCCGUUGCCCCUCCAGGCAUUCACUUCAGUCCCUCUCCCUUCUUCAAAGUACAGCGCUCUGUGUCGUCUAUCGUAGAAUGUCCAGAAUCUACCAGCUCGAUGGACCGGAGACAACAGUCUUUGAGCUUUACGAUCAAUAACGACGUACUCACGAAGUUGAACUCGACCAGUCCAAAGUAUCAGCUCCGUCUCUACUGCACAUCCUCCACAUACUACUCGUCGUCAAGUUUCCGACCACAUAGUAGUGCAUGUCCCAUCGAGUUCCCACCGACGUGUGAAGUCAGAGUCAACGGCGUGGCUCUGAGUGCGAACUUGAAGGGUAUGAAGAAGAAGCCGGGGACUGCACCACCUCCAGACAUUAUGAAAAAUCUCCGCAUGCAGAACGGAGCUUCAAAUCGUAUCGAGAUGGUUUAUGUCAAUAGCCAGCAACAACCGGUCCAAAGCAAGAAAUACUACCUUGUGGUCAUGUUGGUCGAGACCACCACCGUCGAACAAUUGAUUGACCGGUUGAAGAAGGGCAAAUACAAGAGCGGCCAAGAGAUCCUUGCUCAGAUGAACCAGGCGGCCUCUGAAGAUGACGAUAUCGUUGCAGGCCAUCAGAAGAUGUCGCUCAAGUGUCCACUGAGUUAUAUGCGUAUCGCCACACCUUGUCGAUCCACGAAAUGCGUCCAUUCGCAAUGUUUUGAUGCAUUCUCGUGGUACUCUGUCAUGGAGCAGACAACGACAUGGUUGUGUCCCGUCUGCGAGAAGGCACUCAAUAUGGAUGACCUGAUAGUCGAUGGAUACUUUGACGAGAUCCUGCGCUCAACACAUGAAGAUCUGGAGGAUGUGAUCGUCGAAGCGGAUGGGCAGUGGCAUUCGGAAGAUAACAAAUACGGGUCAGCUCAGUGGAAGGCUACACAUCCAGAGACCAAACCAGCGCAAGUCGCUCAGGCCGCUCAACCUGCCGCUCCUCGAUCACCGCCGAAAUCAUCUGCGAGCGGCGUCAACGGUCAUGGGCAGCCACCGCCGAGCGACGCCGAAAUUGUGAUUCUGGACUCUGACGACGAGGACGAGGGCCGGGUGAAGAGGGAGUUGUCUCCGUCAAAUGAACUCCACGCGGCGUCUUCGAAGGCGGUACCUCCGCCUGUUAAGACGCAUACAACCGCGGAUGUCAUCGACCUGACGCUUGAUUCGGAUGACGAAGACCUCCCAGCACCACCGUCGAAGAAGAGGAAGGCGACGGAUGAGAUCGCCUCGCCCACCGAGCAGAUCUGGAAGAAAUCCCGGUCGGAAGCCUCUUCACCUCCGAGUGUCACCAGCGGAUCGUCUACUGCUAGCUGGAGCUAUCAACAGGCGUCGCUGCCUCCGCGUCCGGUCGCGAACGGCUCAUCCACGACAGCGCGCUACACAUCGUCGUCGUACGCGCCUGCCACUCAGUACCCUGGUUAUCACGCGCCUCCCCCCGUGUCUCCCGGCGCCCGACGUCCGCCUCCUGCGAAUCAGUACUCACCGCGAUCGCCGGACUGGAGGCGUUAGACUGCAGCGGGUCUGGGUGGUGUUUUCGUGUCCUGUCUCUUCGUUGUGUAUGGUCGUAGUAGUAUACUAUCUCUCUGUGUGUAGUACAUCCUAGCUAUACAGACGCGCGAACGUCGUAAUUUCCGUGAAGAAAA
Molecule: messenger RNA, 2174 nt
Organism: Rhodofomes roseus
Lineage: Eukaryota; Fungi; Basidiomycota; Agaricomycetes; Polyporales; Fomitopsidaceae
Product: PINIT domain-containing protein
Exons: 10
Coding region: 85-2040 (651 amino acids)
Biological process (GO): protein sumoylation
Molecular function (GO): SUMO ligase activity; zinc ion binding
Source: RefSeq, a predicted model, not a curated record